Salvelinus sp. IW2-2015 is the source of this 1951-nucleotide messenger RNA. NCBI's taxonomy places the organism in Eukaryota, Metazoa, Chordata, Actinopteri, Salmoniformes, Salmonidae. The record is from RefSeq and is a predicted model, not a curated record.
GAUCUCUCUUCAUCCGCUCCAAUCCUCAUCUGUUCCUCACAGGAGAGAGAGUGUGUGAGAGAGAGAGAUAGAGAGAGAGAGAGAGCAAGAGGGUGGAAUAUCCAUUCUGUGUGGGACAGGAAAACUGAAUAAAAAACUGAAAGUCUAGUAACAGAAGAGGGGUAAACAUAUGACAACCAAACGGAGGGACCCUGAAAAGUGAGAAUAGGUUAAGAAACCCACUGGAGAACUUCCUUAUUUGGAUUACGUCUGCUCACCUGAUUUCACUUCCUGUCUCCAUCGGUGACAACGCCUACCAACCGUUGCCAUGGGCGAAAUGGAGGAGCUGCGAAAGGAGGCGGACAACCUCAAAGAUCAGAUCACUGAGGCCCGAAAGGUAGUGCAGGACACCACCCUGCAGGAGGCGGUUGCUGGGACGACGCUGGUGGGGCGUGUCCAGCUGAAGACCAGGAAGACGCUGAGGGGUCACCUGGCCAAGAUCUAUGCCAUGCACUGGGGCACUGACACCAAUUGUAGCAAGUUGUGUGUCAGUGCCUCUCAAGAUGGAAAGCUGAUAGUGUGGGACACCUUGACCACCAACAAGGUGAACGCCAUCCCUCUGAAGUCCUCGUGGGUGAUGACGUGUGCCUACGCGCCCUCAGGGAACAUGGUGGCGUGUGGCGGUCUCGACAACAUGUGCUCCAUCUACAACCUCAAGGGCAAGGACGGCAACGUCAAGGUUAUGCGUGAGCUGGCCGCACACACAGGUUACCUGUCCUGCUGUCGUUUCCUUAGCGACAGUGAGAUCAUCACCAGCUCUGGCGACUGCACCUGUAUUCUAUGGGACAUUGAGACAGGGACAGAGAAGACCAUCUUCGCGGGCCACUUGGGUGACUGCAUGUCCCUGGCCGUGUCCCCCGACUUCAAGAUGUUCAUCUCGGGGGCGUGUGACUUCACAGCCAAACUGUGGGACAUCAGGGAAGCCACCUGCAGACAGACGUUCAGUGGCCACGAGAGUGACAUCAACGCCAUCGGGUUCUUCCCCAAUGGUAAUGCGGUUAUAACGGGCUCAGACGAUGCCACCUGUAAGCUGUACGACCUGAGGGCAGACCAGGAGCUCAUCACCUACCAGGACUCGGGCAUCAUGUGUGGGGUGACCUCCCUCGCCCCGUCCCUCUCCGGCCGACUUCUACUGGCCGGAUACGAUGACUUCAACGUCAACAUCUGGGACAUGCUUAAAGCCGAGAGAGUGGGAGUGCUGGCUGGUCAUGACAACAGGGUGAGCUGCAUCGGAGUAUCCUCGGACGGAAUGGCAUGCUGCACAGGAUCCUGGGACAGCUUCCUGAAGAUAUGGAACUGAGUCAGUCCUCUAGUCUAGAGAACAGACAGAGCGAAAGACUAAGGAGAGGGGAAUAGAGGAAGAAUAUCAUGGAAACCUGGUAGAUUGAAGAGGGGGAUGGGGGGAGACUAGGAAGCCACGGGUGAAAGGUUAUUUAUUUGUAUUGUGCCAAGUCUUAUUCGAUUUGAGAGAAGGAUUAUGAUGAGAAAGAAGUAGGAAGAGACGAGACUAACUCAAGUUUAGAGUUGGGCGGGUGAGGGGACUUUUGUAGAAAAACAUGAUCGUUGUAUCAAUGAAUGACUGAUUUGUCAAGGUUCAAAACUGAAUUCUAGCGUUAUAGGRUAUGCAGGAAAAUAUUCAUAUGUCAUAAGAGCAGUUGCCAAAUGGAAACGGUAGAGACUUGGAUGAAAUAACAAAAUAAAUGACCACUGAUAGACUGUAGGUUUACAAUAACUAGGUUGUUACAUGCUUUUAUAUUYGAGGCGAGUUAAAAUGUUUGUCAGAGGAUGAAUAUGUAAGCAUUAAAUUUGUUUCAAGCGGAUGUUUGGGUGUUGGUUAGAAUUCCCUUGUUAGUUCCGGUUUUUCUAUUUUUAUGGUCACAUUUGAAUAAAUAGUUUAGCUUGCAGAGUUCUA